This is a messenger RNA of Arabis nemorensis, 519 nucleotides long. NCBI's taxonomy places the organism in Eukaryota, Viridiplantae, Streptophyta, Magnoliopsida, Brassicales, Brassicaceae. The record is from the annotation of a GenBank genome assembly.
AUGGGUAAAUGGAAACACAUUGACAUGUUUGGUGAGGAGUUCAAUACUAGGUCCAACAACAGCGACUCAUCAUCUUCGGAUGACGAACUCAUCUUCCCCAAAUAUGAUUAUAUGGAGGAUAUCACUCCGACUCCGGAGACAUGGGAACCCUCACCUAUUGGCAUUCCGACCAUAUGUUACUGUGGAAAACCAGCUGUGCUUAAGACUCAAACAAUUGGGUUGUUGACUGGUCAAAAAUUCUACUCUUGUUCUGGUAAUAUUCGUGAUGGAGAUUGUCACAUUUACAAGGAGUUGGCUGUUGCAAUCUUGGAGGAGAUUACUUUAACCAAAACCAAAUUGGGAGAAAUAGAAGAUCGCYUUUUGCAAGAGCAGAAGAAGUUUGAAGAGAUGSUCAAYUUUUGCAAGRAACAGACCGAAAAAAUCAUUGAAAGCACUCAGAAGAAAGUCGAUUACCUAAGAGAGAUGGUUUGCAGACAUCAUGCAAAGGUAGAGGAUUUGAUGAUGGAGUUGGAGAGUUGA